AUGGGGCCAAACGGAGCAGAGCAGGUAACCACUUGUGGUGAGGGCAUUUUCGUUUCUCAACCUAAUUUAGGUGAUUGUGGGAAUGCAACGGUAUCCAACCCCAACGAUAAAGUUAUCCGCUUGCCACCAGCUGUUGAGGUUAAUGAAAAAAAUGGAAAAACGCCCACCGUGGGGCUCGAACCCACGACCACAAGGUUAAGAGCCUUGCGCUCUACCAACUGA
This is a messenger RNA of Sphenostylis stenocarpa, 222 nucleotides long. NCBI's taxonomy places the organism in Eukaryota, Viridiplantae, Streptophyta, Magnoliopsida, Fabales, Fabaceae. The record is from the annotation of a GenBank genome assembly.